Messenger RNA from Paracoccidioides brasiliensis Pb18, 1677 nucleotides. RefSeq lists its product as uncharacterized. Gene Ontology annotation, biological process: reciprocal meiotic recombination. The transcript is spliced from 3 exons. The record is from RefSeq and is a predicted model, not a curated record. Bases 1 to 1677 code for a protein of 558 amino acids.
AUGACUUCUCAUCCCUUCAGCGUUAUGCAAGUUCAAUCAAGCUCUCUGAAUAUCCCCAUCCUGAAAUUCUCGUAUUCCACCACCUCAGCAGACCGUGCGUCCCCUUUGGGAUGGACACAUCUUUCUACCAACAGUGAUCUGGCUGUUGUGUUUGACCAGAUCUCCAUCCAUGAGACCUCCUCUUCGUUCUCCCAGGGAGAUCAGCGCCUCAGGGUGCUGCGAGGAAGCGAUGUCUUGGAACAGCUCAACUUGAAUUCUUUGGCCCGCGAGGCAGCAAUAGGCCCGUCCCUUUCUUUGUCUCAAAAUCCAAAACCUCACGCUGCCAUCAUUGUAAAAUCUCCGUGUCUGGCUGUGCGCUACCCUAUGAGAAACGAUCAGAUCCGCCGUUUCCAGAUCAAGUUCUCGUCUGAUUCUGACUAUACGAAUGCCAUAUCUAUAUUCAACAAGCUUGGUUGUCCUAUCACACAUUCCGCAGUAGCCCCAUCUCAUCACACCUCUUCAAAUCGACCAUUCUCCUCCUCAUCCCAAGCUUCCUCUUACGUGCAGACAGGUGGUGGCACAUUCACGGUGUCCUCAGGAUGCUCAACUGGAGCUGAUUUUGACAAAUACCAUAUACGACCCUGGUCAUCUUCUUUGACAGACGCAAAACCAAAUUCAUCGGGGCUAUUCAUAAAUUCAUUCAACAACGUUUCAGCAACAAACGCAAACUCCCAUGACCAGAACUAUGGGAGACCUCACACUUCAGCAUUGACCACUACACCCAGGGUUUCUACUUUUGCCAUUGCAACGACUAGUUCCCCUGCCACGAACGUCCAAAGCCCAUUAGCUAAUUUUUCCUUCGCAGCCCAGCGGGAGACGCACUCUGUCACUGCGAACCCCGUGGAAUCGAAUCAAACCAGUGGCUGGCUAUUCAAAGAGAGGCCGUCUACUGCCCCACCCCUACCAGACGUGGAUACUUUGAGUCAGAUUCUGCCGCCGAAGAGAGAACUUCCGUUUGCUAAUCUCAGAGCGACGCAGGCGUCUCUCACACGGAAACCAAAAACCAACCAAAGAGCGAAAGCGACGCUACAGCCUGGCAGUUCAUCAUCCUUCUCAAUAGCUCAGUCCGAAGCCUCAAGUUCUGGUGGAAUCAUUGAUAGCCCGUCAAACACUGCAACUCUAGGAUGGGCUCAGACGAUUACUAGUGGAAGUGCUAGCGCUUUCCCUACCAAUUAUGUACUACCACGAGCUUUGAAGGAAAAAGGCCAACCUACAGCAGUUCUGAACUGCACUGACCAGUUCACCACUACGGAUACUCUAUCCGUGAAUGGGCCUAAUUUUGCACGUACAGUAACUGCUCCAUCCAAAGCUGACUCCGGGUCCAUAUUUACCAGCUCCACGUCGCCAAACACAAUCGACGGAAACAGCAACACCGCGAACGCAGAACCCAUAGCGACAAACUCAAUCCCCCCACGCAUGCUAACGGAGAGAAGCGGACAAGGGCGCAAUAACCUUACAGGAUCCGUAAAUCGGGAUGAUAUAUCCCCAUCAGACUUGUCGUUGUACAUCUCAACGCCAACUCCGGAACGAUCAGCGCUGGUAGAAUCGUGGGUUUGUCGACAGCUUGAGAACGAUAUGUUCCUGGCCCUCUGCCAGGACGUUGAGGGUGUGUGGAGGAGGAUAGCCUUUGGCUAUUGA